AGCGCUGAGAGGAGCUGGGAGCAGAGGUUUUGUGGAGCGGGUCUGUGAGGGAGUUCUAGCUUGGCCGUGUUGUUCUCUGCGACAGCCGAGUUCCAGCGCGCUGCCUCCCUGAGUUCUGGUUCUGUUGUUCGUAACCAGUGUCCUGCCUUCUUAAACCAUCCACAACUUCCACUUUAUUGGUAGACCUGUCUGAAGCUCUUCAUGAAAAGCUUCUGGGCUCCCUCGCGGGUGCAGUGGUGGCUCUGGCCUCAUACAGCAAAUGGAUCGUCUGAAUAGAAAUAUAUUCUCCAAAGUUAUGUGUCUUAAGGCACACAUAUUGCUUUGCACUAAUUUAAAUAUUUGUUGCGUUUUUAAAUGACAUUAUAUUGAGCGUUUCUCAAGCCUUAAUGCAUCUGCUUUAGCAAAAGUUCUGUGUUACCCUGUAGUAAUCAUCAAAUGAAUGAUAUCUUUUUCAUUCUGAAAGGAAGAGGAUGCUUAUAUACUUACUUAUUAAUUUUGAAUUUUUUAGUUUUUCAUUUUCACAGGAAAAGCUUGUUUUUAAAGCAGUUAUUUUCUUUAUUACGUUGUUAACACAGCAGCUGAGUGAAACUAAUUAAUCUGUUGUUUAGUGCAUGUUGAAAGGAAGAGGAAAUGGUAAAAACCGGUACAGUUAGCGAACAUUAUACUUACAUAGUGUUUAUUGCUUUAAAUAGCCACGGUGACUUUUAUACCAAAGGUAGACAACAUUAUUUAUCUUGUCUUUACGUUAUUGUGCAAAUCCUGUAUUGAUCAUUGCUUCUCGUUUCCCCUCUUUCAGAUAGUGGCUAUUGUAAAUAAGACCAGUAGAGUAAAAAGCCACCUCUUCCCACAGAAUUUAUAGUCUAAUUAGAGAAAAAAGUGCUGGGAAAAACGUUUUGAGCAAAUAGUGCAAGGUCUGUGUCUGCUUUUGUCUUAGUAAGCUGCCAAGGGAUUAAUCAAUGUAUCACAUUUAAUGGAAGGGUAGCAGUUAAGUGAAAACACUGUAAUGAGAACAGGCAGCCAGGUAGGCUAUUGAGACGAAAGGCUGUCCAUAUAUUCACAAGGAAGGUAGACUCUGCAGAGCCAAAACAGUGUGGAAAACCACCUGUCUUGGGAACAAAAAAUAUAGGGAACAACUUUGUAAAUGUCAUUGCUUAGAGUCAAGAUGUUAGGAGGAAUUCUCUGAAGUAAAAUAUGGGAGAGGGGUAGGAUAUGGCAGUGUAAGGGUGUAGAGUUUGGUUGAGGUGACAAUUCAAGGUGGCCUUAUCUUCUCACAGGAAACAAUACAGAAACACAGCAGUGCCUUCACUAAGUAAUUUCUGCCACAGAGCUGUACUUGGGAUAUUGAGUCUGUCUUGACUUACGUGCUGUCAAGAUUUAUCCAACUUAAAUAGCUUCUGGGAAAGAACUUCAACUCAGGAGGAAGAUGAAAGAUUGCGUCACUGAAGAACAUUUAUAUUUGGCUUUUUCUCAUCAGUACAGAGAGAGUAUCUUUCCUCUUCAUACAUCUGUCUCCCUGUUUUUGCUAUCCUACUGUGACUGCAAAUUAUUUAAAAUUUUCUUAGUGCCAACUGGCGAAGAUGUGGGUGAUCAGUGUGUGACGAAAAACCUCCCUGGCGAUCUUGAGGUGCAUUUAAUCUCCAGGUGUCAGCUUCCAGAGGUUGUGCGGAGCUGCAGUUUACCUGCAGUUGUCGUGAAAGAUGGCAAAUUCUGCCGAGCUGGGCUUUCUGUUGUCUUAAGACAUAUAAUACAGAAAACGUACGAGGCAGAUCCAUCUAAAAAGGAUGUUUUGGAACUCUUGGGCUUUAAGAAGACUUGCUUAAAAGCUUGUGCUGAAGUUAGCCAGUGGACCAGACUUUGUGAGAUCAGCAUUCCUCUGGCUGUGGAAAGGUUUUUGAUGGCAUCUCCUGAGCACUGUCAGGCUAUUCCUCCUGACAUUUUACAGUUUGAAAGGAAGCUUGGAGAACCUGUCCGAGUACAUAAUGAUGACAAAAUUCGUAGGCAAAAACUUCAACAGCAGAAGACAGGUACCAAGGCUGCAGUGCCCAUACUUGGUGAAGAAGCAGAAAGGGAAUUAAAAGCAGGGGAAGUGCAUGAGCAUCCACCCCCAAGUUUGGAACUGAGUUUAGCUUUCUCCAAGCUACUUGUCCAGGAAGCAUCAGAUGCAGUCAACAGAGAGGCCUCCCACAUCAGGAGAACAAAAACUUCUGACCUUCCGCUGUUGGACCACAUCUUUGCAGAAGGGCUUUAUUUUACUGUGGCAGAUAUAGUGCUAUUGCCAUGCAUCCAUCAGUUCUUGGUUUCCAGCAAGAAACAAGGCAGAAACCUGGUAAAUUUACCACUGAUAUCCACUUGGUAUCGAAGAGUUCAAGAAGUACCUGGAGUAAAGAAAGCUGCUGGCAAAUGCAAUAUGGAGCUUCUCCAGCUUCCAGAGUUGAUGUCUGCUCCAGAGGAACAGGCACAGGACUUCUCUUCAGUUCCUGAUGAGUUAGAAGAGGAGAACGAAGACAGUCAUUUUAUAGGUGGUCCAAGGCCAACUAUGACUAAGUUAAUGGAAAAUGGAAUUGAAGCAAAGUUUUUUCCACAUCCAUGCCCCAACUGGACCCUAGACUGGACCAGUCUACCGUCUGCAGUCAGUCCUGGGGAAGGAAAGAUGUCUAGAGACCGGGCUCUCAGGAAGCAACAGCAACUGAACAAUUUGGUAGCAGUGGUGACAAAGCUUGCAAAGCCUGGAGAUGUGAUUGUGGAUUUUUGCAGUGGAGGGGGCCAUGUUGGAAUUGUUCUUGCUCACAUGAUGCCAUCAUGUCAGGUGGUACUCAUAGAAAAUAAGGAGUUGUCUCUGAUCCGUGCUAAAGACAGAAGUGAUGAACUAGGUUUAAACAACAUUUGGUUCAUUCAAGCAAAUUUGGACUAUUUUAAUGGGACUUUUAACAUCGGGGUGGCUCUGCACGCCUGUGGUGUGGCCACAGACAUGGUGAUUGAGCACUGCAUCCGGGCACGGGCAGCCUUUGUCAUCUCCCCUUGCUGUUAUGGCUUCAUUCAAAACACAGUCAAGUUCAAAUAUCCACGAAGUCGUCAGUUCAAAGAAAUUUUGUCCUACAAGGAGCACAUGAUUCUCUGCAGAUUUGCAGAUCAGACAGCUGUUCAGCUUCCACCUGAACGCAGGCUAAUUGGAAAACAGUGUAUGGGGCUUGUGGAUCUGGAUCGGGCAUGGGCUGCAGAAGAACAGAACUACUCUGUCCAAGUUAUAUCUAUGGAACCAGAGAGUUGUUCUCCAAAGAACAAUAUGUUUGUGGGCACCCCUACUUAGAGUGUGAAACUUGCAUUCGAUUUGAAAUAGAACAUAAAUCUUCAGUGCAUAAUGACAUCCAGCAGAUAGAAGCAGAGCUGGGAACCAGACAUCACGCAUCUUGAACGCAUUGCGCUCAGAAAAGGAAGCAACCCAAAAAGUCUUAAAAAGCAAACUGCAUGCAGAGCAUCACAAAUCAACUUGCGAUGUGUCAUUAAGCAACUUUUGGUUCUCUUCUGAGAAGUUUCUGGAUCUAAUGACUGUGCAUGGAAUUAUAUCCAUCUGUAAAGGUUUAGAAAAAAGUUGGUCUCAUUGAAGGGAAGGUGGUUUCCUUUUCAGUAAAACUGUUUCUUGGCUGCCUGAAAAUUGCGUUUGUGGUCAAAACUGCGUUUGGGUUUAUAAGCAGAGCAGUUAUCAGCCAGAAGUGCUGAUCACUAGAGGAACAGAAAAGAUCAGAUUUAUGGUGUUAGUGAAGAAGGAUGUGGAACAGGUGGUGGCUUGACUUUGCUAAAGAAUUCCAUACUACUGUAGGAAGAUUAUUUUUAAUAAAAGUUCAUCAGAUUACUUUGGGCCUCAUUCUGUUUAUUAAAAAUGUAUUCAAACUUGCCAGUCAUUUUUUAACAAGAUUUAAGUAUUAAGUAUUACACAAGAAUUCUGUUAGCAGGUAUUUGAAAUUGUGUUUGAAGAAAUCAAGCCCCUAGUUAUCCAUGGACCAGAUAGUGGGAGCUAGUGAUGAUGUCAGCAAAUGCAUACUUCAUUAUCACCUUUGCUAAUUGAAGUGUAUUGCUUCCUAUUUGUAAGAAACUCUGCUGUCAGAAGAAAUUUUUAAGAAUAGUUCCUUUGUCUCUAUAUCUUCAUUGAUUUUAUGUUCAGUUUAAAAUUUGGUCAAAGUUGCGAUCGUGGAACGAUUUGAAAAGAUCAGUCACAGUCAUGUUACUCUAAAAUGAAAAUAAGCUUUCUGUGUUCAGUUUUCUACCCUAAUUUAAAAUCAUCUGUUGAUACUAACACAAUGGAAAAUAGCUCCUAAUGAAAUUUUUGCUGCAUGUUUAAGGGUUUUACAUAUUUAUGAAUUCUGCCAUGUUUUAAUUUAAAUAAUCGUAAGUUUGAAAACUGUGAACAUAGCUUCAGUUCAUGUGGCAAGCUGAAUUACAAACAAUAGAUAUUAGAGGGAAAAAAGAAUCCUGAAAUAUUUUAUUCUUCAUAGAUACUGUGAUAUCUAAAAGAUCUAAAUGCUUGGGGUUUUUUUCAUGUGAAAAACUGAAGGACGCUGCCCGCUUAUUUAGAAGCACAGAAGUGAGCAAGAAGGAGUGAAUUCCUACCUUUAGCCUGAGUUCUGCAGCUCUUUAUAGUUACAGGAGUAACUGGAGGUUGGUAUGGCAAUGGUAUAAAUGGCAGGUAUAAAAUACAUGGUGAUACCAAUUAUCUCCAGAGUUUUCUCUCAUACUUGCCCAAAGAGAAUUUGCUUUCUGAGAUAGUGGUGUGUCAAUCUGAACAUGUUAAAUUACUUUUCUGGAGUGAGAAAAUGUUUCUUCAUGACCUUUUUGUGCUGAAGGAAGAACUCAUCAAGGUGAGAUACCUGUUGGAAACUUUGAUGCUGUUUACAGUAAGGAUUUUCAUACUGCUCUGCUCCAGGCAAUGGGUAGCAAUAUCAAUGUUUUAAUUAUGGUGAUGUUGAAUAUUUGGCAUGAUCUGAUGUUAUGCAGUAAUAAAUGGCUUUUAGUAGAGCAAAGAUCCGUGCUGUUACAUGCUUCACAGUUUCUACAAUACCUGUAUCAAUAGUCUAUAAUAGUUUUUGGAUCUCCUUGAAAAGAAGGAACGUGGGAUGUGCCACAGGGAGCAUAUGCGCUACUGAAUAAAGGAUAAAAAAUUCAGUGUUUCUUAGAAACAGAGUUGGAAAAGGAGCCUUAUUUGAACAAAUAGUCUAAGAGGUUAUUAGGUGCUUUGGAUAGUCAAGAAAAAUAGUCACACAAGAAUCCGAAUACCAAUCUCUGUUUCAUGUGGUGGAUUUUUUCCCCCAUUUUUUUAAAGUACCUGUUUUCAUGUUGAUGACAGUUUCCCACAGGUGUUUCUUAUUUGUGACUUAAGUAAAUUAUUUUAUAUCUGCUGCCCUACAUAGAAAUAGGCUUCACAGGAGGAAAAGGUUUAUAGAAGCAAGGGAGUAAAAGUAGAGCUGCGUUUAUAUGCAUCGUGACAUCCCAUUUUUCUUGGAUAAGCCAAACUAUAGAAAGUGAGUUUGCGACAUUUUUUUUUUUCCCCUAGAGAUUGGGAAUAUUUUGAUGGCAUCUCACAGUAUCCGUCAUCUUGAUGGCUUACAGGAUUAGUGAGACUGCAUUCCAUUUGUAAUACUGCUUUGUGACCUUGUUGCUAUUGGCAUCAAUGGGCUCUGGUUUCUUUUCUUCUCAGAACAGAAUCCUCCUUAUAUCUAAGGAUGGAGCUAUAUUAGUGUGAAUAAUAAAGAAUGAUACUUGAGAUGAAAUGAUGUUUAUUGAAAACUGAAGAGGAGCAGAUGAAAAAAAGCAUAAAAAAAGCGGAAGAUAAUUGCAACAACUGAUAAUACCUAAUUUACCACAGAUUAAAUUGCUACUCUGUGCCAUGUACUUUUCUCUAGAAAUGUGAACACAAUGUUUAGGUAUGUUAGUUUGCUCUAUGUUUCUGUAUACAUAAAUGGUAAAGAAUUAAUAGAGCCUAGACUUCCCCAAACAAGGUGACUAGACAGUGUGAUCCUGGUGAGUGAACAGCUGUUGUUCUUCUAGCUGCUUGUUAUGCAAGGAGCUAGUUUGAUGUCCAAGGUGCAUACCUAAAUACUGUUUGUAUUUGUUUUGUGUCUGGCCCCACUGGGACCAGCUAUAGGAUGAACAAAAUGUUGUCCUAGCACAGUCAUAAUUUUCAAUCAUUUUGACAGUCUUCUUCUAUGUUACCCUUGUAGCCUGUAAUGCUGGAAAAAGUAAGCUUAUAACAGGAAACAGAUGACCAAACUGAACUGAGCUCCUCUGUCUGUUAAA
Messenger RNA from Pipra filicauda (Wire-tailed manakin), 6288 nucleotides. It is a transcript of the gene GSTCD, whose product is annotated as glutathione S-transferase C-terminal domain containing. The transcript has 13 exons. NCBI's taxonomy places the organism in Eukaryota, Metazoa, Chordata, Aves, Passeriformes, Pipridae. The coding region runs from base 1424 to 3307 and encodes 627 amino acids. The record is from RefSeq and is a predicted model, not a curated record.